AGAGAAAGAGAGAGAAUGGAAAGGGUGUCCAUGCAUGGUGGUCUUAUACUAAUUCUUGGACUGGUGUUUAUGAUCACCGCGCAACCAGACGGAGCAGCGGCUGCUUGGCUUAAAGCCCAUGCAACUUUCUAUGGUGGAAGCGAUGCUUCAGGAACAAUGGGAGGAGCAUGUGGGUAUGGCAAUCUGUUCACAGACGGCUACGGAAUCAAAACAGCGGCGCUGAGUACGGCUUUGUUCAAUGAUGGCAAGUCGUGUGGCCGAUGUUAUCAGAUAGUCUGUGAUGCCACGCAGGCUCCUCAGUGGUGUCUCAAGGGCACUUCUGUUACCAUCACUGCCACCAAUUUCUGCCCGCCAAACUAUGCUCUCCCCAGCGACAAUGGCGGGUGGUGCAAUCCCCCAAGGCUUCACUUUGACAUGUCUCAACCUGCAUUUGAAACCAUUGCCAAGUACAGGGCCGGAAUUGUUCCUAUUUUGUACAGGAAGGUUGGAUGCAAGAGAAGCGGAGGCAUCAGAUUUACCAUCAAUGGAAGGGACUAUUUCGAGAUCAUCCUCAUAUCGAAUGUAGCGGGGGUCGGAGAAAUCUCGAACGUAUGGAUCAAAGGGUCCAAGACGAACAAGUGGGAAGCCAUGUCGAGAAACUGGGGGGCAAACUGGCAAAGCCUUAUCAAAGGGUCCAAGACGAACAAGUGGGAAGCCAUGUCGAGAAACUGGGGGGCAAACUGGCAAAGCCUUAGCUAUCUCAACGGCCAGAGCCUGUCCUUCAGAGUCCGGGCCAGCGAUGGCCGAACCGUCACGGCCCUUAACGUGGCGCCUUCAAAUUGGAAGUUUGGCCAGUCCUUUCCUAGCAGCACCCAAUUUUAAGAAGACGGGUGCAAAUGCUCCGAUUGAUGCUGCCUCAUCAAUCAACUAUAGAAAAAGGUUUGUCAUCUCCCAUUGCAGUAUGUAUGUUUCUAUUAAUUUUUACAAUUCAUUCCACAAUUGUAUCCAUGGGGUUGUGCCGAGUAUCUUCAAGGACCCGCCCAUGAUGUAGAACAUUUUGAAGCUGGAGCGCUUAGCCGAUGCUCAGAAGUUCAAGAAAGCAAG
Rhodamnia argentea is the source of this 1083-nucleotide messenger RNA. RefSeq names its product putative expansin-A17. The transcript is spliced from 3 exons. Gene Ontology annotation, cellular component: extracellular region. The coding region runs from base 16 to 861 and encodes 281 amino acids. The record is from RefSeq and is a predicted model, not a curated record. Gene Ontology annotation, biological process: plant-type cell wall organization. Lineage: Eukaryota; Viridiplantae; Streptophyta; Magnoliopsida; Myrtales; Myrtaceae.